Messenger RNA from Seriola aureovittata, 770 nucleotides. RefSeq names its product proto-oncogene tyrosine-protein kinase ROS-like. The transcript is spliced from 2 exons. The record is from RefSeq and is a predicted model, not a curated record. Lineage: Eukaryota; Metazoa; Chordata; Actinopteri; Carangiformes; Carangidae. The coding region runs from base 108 to 602 and encodes 164 amino acids.
GAUUUAUAUAUGCUACCAUUACCAACAUCAACCUGUUGGAGUUUACAGGCAAAGAGUCAUCUGAUACCCAGCUGUUUACCACUGAUGACGGCAUCCUGUCAUUGGAUAUGGACUGGAACAGAGACUGGCUGUACUGGGCCAACCAAACUGGCCAUGUCCAACGCACCAGUUUAACGCAGGUCAAGACUGAGGUUGUCCCAACACCUUUACCGGUUUGUCUGAUAAAAGUAGACCAGAUGAGCGGAAGCCUUUAUUGGGUGUCAUGUGACCAAUACACCAUCGGUACCACCGCAGCUGGCAGUCAUUACCCACAGCAGCUUUACCGCACCACAAAGGAGAUUCGAGACUUUUAUCUGGACUGGCUGAGAGGUGGGAUCCUCUGGCUGGAGGAAGACCAAAUCCUCACCAUGAGCAUGACGGGUGGCAAAGCUAAAGGGUUACUGCAGUUAGCAGGAGGAGUCAGUGGGAACAUCGCCUUUGACCUCAGGGCCAAUAGUCUGCUCUGGAACUCAAAAAGGGCAGGUUGGUUACUUAUAUCAAUCAUUGUGAUCUUGUUCUUUCUCAUCCUCAAACUUCUCACCAGCUGCGACUCGUGGGCUUGAAGUAUUAAUUGUUGCAGCAUUUUCAAUGAAUUAUCUAAUUUCAAGGUGUAUAAACAGCCUGAAAAGUAGACGUAGUCUUUAGAAGAGCUCUGAACCAAGAUAUUGUUUCAGUACUUUCCAUUUUUUAAGACCAGUUAAGUUUUGGUCCUUGCACCUUUUACAGGCCUG